Molecule: messenger RNA, 9482 nt
Organism: Corvus hawaiiensis (hawaiian crow)
Lineage: Eukaryota; Metazoa; Chordata; Aves; Passeriformes; Corvidae
Gene: CALHM4
Product: calcium homeostasis modulator family member 4
Exons: 3
Coding region: 5389-6351 (320 amino acids)
Molecular function (GO): monoatomic cation channel activity
Source: RefSeq, a predicted model, not a curated record
UGUAAUGCUGCUGAUGCUCCUCCUAUUCUCUGCGUGCACCAAACCCUUUGGGAGGAAUUUGACUGGCAACAGAUCUGCCACUGUCCACAACAUAAAUAACCACUCUGUCCAUAGGAAUGUUUUGUAAUCAAAUACACAGCUAACAGACAUGGGAAGUCAAAUAGAACAGCCCCAAGAGAUUCACAGGUAUUAAGUUUUUAGGGACAGCAAAAUUAUUCUGUUGUUUGUAUCAGACUUUGGUGUUUGGAGAGCUAACAAAAACAUCCUCUCUGAAGAAUAACAACAUAAUUGCAAGAUACUGCUGCACAAGGUAAUUAAAAAUUGAUUGUUUUCAAUCUAAAAAAGCUGUAGUCUUCUGCCAGUCCGACUGCUGUAGUCUGGUGAGUUAACAUCUGUCCGAGCAGGGUAAGUGUGGCUUUUAAGGCACUGCUACCACCACGUUUGUGUAAAGCUGCCAGGACAGAUCGAGAGAACUCAGCCUUCCAGAGGAAUAAACUCUGUACCUGCUACAGCUGCCAGCUUGUGCAAAUGGCACUUUCAUUAACAAUGUUCCUGGGGGUAUUCUAUCAUUCUUAACCUGUUAUAGCCCCUAUUUCUUAAUAUCCUCCUAUGAACAUCCAGGCUUAGUUCGUCUGUUUUCCCCUGUGGUAAAUUUGGCCUAUGUGGUAGCUUAGAUUUGCAAUGAGUUUUGACUAUGGUCACUGAUGAAUUUAGAAAUUAAUUAGGUAGUUAUCAGUCCUUAUAGGACUUACCUUCAUAUACAUUUCCACUGAGUCCUCUCAGGAAAGCAAGUAAAAAUAUAUGGUCUCCUCUGAACGACAUGCUGUUAUUAAAUUUCCUUUAACUAAUAGAUCCAGUGCUAGAGUAAAAUUACAGAUAUUUACUACUGCAGAUACCCAGAAAGCAUUCAGAUGUGAUUAACUUAGGAUUAGGAAGAUUAAUUUACUUUAAAAAAUGGUAAAGUUAUGACACAAUUCAACAAGGAAAAAUGGGACAGAUAAAAGGAUUUUCAGCUUUUUCUGUGCAAAGCUUAGUCAUCCUAACAGCUUUUAUUUUACACAGAAUGAACUGGUAUUGACAAUUUUACAAUGCAAUACCUCUUCCUUUUUUUUUUUUUUUUUUUUUUUGCAGGUGCUCUUCUGGCCCUGUAAAGUCUUGUUCCAUUUUGUAAGUUAAACUCUUGUAGGUACUUUCCAUAUCUAAAUUUAAACAAAUUUUAAAAGCCAGGCAUGACAAUUCUCUAGAUAGUUAAUUGCAUUUCUAAAUUGAGUCUGAGAUAGGUUUGUUUCUCUGAUUGUCUCCAACUGGAGACAAGCACCAAACAUGCCUCACAUUGCAAGAGUAAUCCCAUAUUCCACAAGAAAGUGUACUGCAUUACAUUUAAAAAAAAACCAAACUGUAAAAGAUUAUCAUUAGUGUAAUUUAACUCCAGUGAACCCAUCGCAAAGCACUUAAGGCUACCCAUAAAUGAGCACAAUUUUAUUUAUCCGGUUCAGAAUACGUGGAUGAAUUACUUCAGCCUGCAUUAUUAAUACCAUAAUCAUGAAGGAACCCUGCACACCAGACAGAGCAAUGCAUAGUAAGGACACAUCAACAUCCUUUGAAAAAUACAUAUGUGCCCACGUGUACACGAGUAAAUUCAUACAUAUAUUGCUAUGCAUUGAGUAGAAUGGACUACAUUUUGAAAGGUUUGCACAUGAUUGAGAAAAUGAAGCUGACGUGAUGUGUCCAAAUAAACUGGGAGUUCAAUGGCUCCAGUGAAGGAAACAAGUCCUUGGUGGGCUGUCUUGAAGCCCUGCGAAAAGAAUAGAGGUGGGCACAUAUCUGGCACCUGUUUUAAUCCUGAACAUAUACUUCUUAGAAGUAAUCCAAGGCAAUUGGAAUAGUGAGAAAGUUAGCAUCACCCCACACCUCCCUUUCUGUCAUGUUUUUCAGGAGAGAAAUUUAGUCUUUAGCCCCAAGAAGGUCAGUCUGACACACUGCUUGAGCAUUAGACUACACCAGUUCUCUUCAUUCCCAUAACACCAAUAAAAACUCCACAAAAUAUAUCCCAAAGCUCAAAAGCACAAACAAAAGUGUGCACCAACACCCUGUCUCUUGCAGUGGACUGGCUAUUAUGGGAAAACUGAUACCUGUAGAGGUAAGUACAUGAUUUCUUUGGUAGCCUAACGAUUCUCACAAACAUGAAUAUCCCAGAGCAGAGUGUAAUAUAGAAGUAAAUAAUAAAUUAGAUAUUGACUAAUUAGAAAGCCUAAAAAAAAAGUGAAAAAGUUCUUUGAGCCAAAACAAGAAUGCAUUAACCACAAAAGGUGAGUGUCCAAAUUAGUAAAAUACAGGGUCAAGCUUUUGUUUGCUCUCCUUUUUCCAGAUGGAUAGGCCUUGCAUUAAAUUUUCUCUAACAGAAAAUUGAAUUCUUUCAAAUCACAAGAAGGUAGGUGUUGAGGGCUUCAAGCUCAAAAGAGAACUUGAACACAGCUUUCUCAUAGGGUGGCUGCUCUUUGACCAUGCUUCCAAAUAAAGCAAUGCAAUUGCUGUCACUUUGCUGUAGUGCCCUGCCUGGGAAGCACUCUCAGUUUGACCUGCUGAAACUUCCUUGGUUAGGUUAUGUUUCUCAAGAGGGUUUUUUGAGAUUUGAGUGCCUCCUUUCUGCUCUCUGCAGGGACCUGAAAUCUCAUAAAUUUGCCUAUAAAGCACAGCUGAAUUCUGAAGUGAAAUAUGUAAGUUUUAAAAAAAAUCAUUAACAGGUUUCUGUUCAUCCAUUAACACAAAGCUUAUUAUGUUUUUCAUCAGUGCUUGUUCUGAUUACAGGGAGAGGAACUUCUCCCCUAACCAGGCCAAAGUGACCAUGAAAAUGACUUUGCAACCUGAAUGCAACUGGUGAUCUGGCAGAUCACAGGACACAGGCAGUGCUCCCCUCUGCUCCCACAGGAAAUCUGGCAUGAAGGUCCUUUCAUAGCAUGCUUUCCAACAUGCACAGGCCAGCCGGCUGCCACCUCAGGUAGUGGUAUUUUGGAUUGCAUCCAGUCCUCACUCUUCCUGGGAAUUCAAUAAAGAGCCUAAAUGUCUAUCUCAGGACCUGGGUUCCUCUGCAAAGGCAAGUACUUAAAGGUUUGAUGUGCCACCCAAGCUCUUAAUUGGAUCCAACCCUGUAAUUUGUCCCAUAAUAGGAUGACCCAGCAGGAUCAUUUACGGCAGAGCAUGAAAGCAAAUGCCAAAGAAGUGAAAAUGCAUAAGUACAAAGUUGUUGUAUUGAUUGUAAAAAUUGCCUCAUUCAACAGCCUCAGGCUGACUAUUAAUAUUUCAGUGUUGGACACCAGUUUCACAUCUAAUGUGUUUCUUGAGUAAACAAGUGAUGCUUGGGAAAGCCUUCCUCCCUUAUAAACAAAAUAAGACACAGGUUCCCAAAGAAAUCUCAGAAGGAAUCAAUCACAGAUUUUAAAAUGAACUGAGGCAUAAUGGAAGACUCUUAUAAAAUAAUUUUGUAAUAGCCUGAUAGGUUUAUUUCACUUUUUUUUUUUUUCAAAAUAUAAUGUCACUAGUACUGAAAAAAAUUAUUGAAAAUCCUGUGAUACUGAAAUAAAAUGAAGGUAUAAAAUGGCAAUAUUCAGACAGAUCUGGGAUUUCAUUGUGCUAUUACUCUGUCCAAACAACUAAGAACUUAACAACAAGUUCCAGAAAAGCUGCGACAAAGUGCUGCUGGAUGUUUCAUGUUUCUCUACUGCUUUUAAUUUUGUGGAACAGUGUCACAUUGUUUGAGAGCCAGUUACCAGCAAAGACCUCUUUCUCAGAUGGUGGCUGGGGACGAGACAUGCAGAUGUCCACCCUAAAAGUGCACUGGAGAAACAGGGUCCUGCCUAGUGAACAGCGAGACAUGCAUAACAUGCUACCCCUGUGUACAACAGCUGAGCGAGUGUCUCUGCCAUCCAAGCAGACACCAUGGGUGCUAAAACCACUGUUUGAGAUGAAACUUAUUAUUAGCAACCCUCUCAGCAAGGGGAGAGAAGAGGCUACGCAGACGGACACUAUUAUAUCACACAACCAAAUUCACACAUGCUGGAGAUAGACAUCUGUAAUGGGAAGACAAUUUUCCCCAAAAACUUUCUGGCUAACUUUUUUUUUCUGUUCUUGGUAAGAAUGUUUAUAUGACAGACAGUCAGACUUUUCAGUACUUAAAGACAAGUAUUUGCAUAUUCAGAUCAGCCUAGGUUAUGCAAUGCACAGAACUACUGGAUAGUGUGGCCAUAGAAAAAGUGUGGUCCAGAGAAAUUCAUCAGGAGUGAAAUGUUUUCAGCUUUUCAGGCCCCUGCUUAAAGCUUGAUUUGUGAGAGAUGCUCAGAGUCCAGGUCACAUAUCCCAAUAACCAGAAGCUAGCUUUGGAAACGCUUAAUUGAAAAUUUUCUAUCUCUGUCCAUGGAAUGGGACUGGCUAUACUUGCAGAAAAUCUUAAAACUUGUAAUCACAAGCACACUAUAUAAAUAAAUACCAUCUGGCUUGACAUUUUGUGAAGUGAUUAGCAGAUUAUAUAUAUAUGUAUAUUAUCAAAAAAAACCAAACAAAAACCAAACCAAAAAAAACCCAAACAAAAAACCUCAAACAAAAGACCCCACCCAACUUUCCAAAGGAAACGUUCAGCACCAUCAGGAUAAGAGACAUGCCAGCUUCUUGCCACCUAGAGGUGAAACGCUAAAAUCCUCAUGGUCCAGCAGCUAACUACAUCUCAGACUCCAGUGUUUGGAGAAUGAAUUGCCCCAGAACUGACAUCAAAUGCAAACAGCACUGGGAUUCCAAACAUUGUGCAACUUACGGAAUAUUUUCUAAGUUUAUUUUAGAGCACAAGCAUUUAAAAUACUUCAUUUUUUAAAAAAAUCAGUCAAUUUGCCAAGGAUUUGUUUGGAUGAUCUUUUAUGAAGAAUAGCUGGAAGGCUCUUUUUUUUUUUCCUAGUCUCAUGCCAUGUUUCUGCUAAUUACUGUUGAUUAGCAAACAGCAGCUUGGCAAUUAACCUUGGCAGGUUAGCCAUCAGUUUGAUAGCACUGCAUGUCAUCCAAAAGGUAGGGGGAAUUUAUUGUUUAUUUCAGACAAUUAGCAAGGAGCUGGCAGAGCUCACAACAGCCUAAAAGCUCGAUUUUCCAGGACAGCUGAGAUAAAUUACUGAAUCAAUUAAAACACAUCAGUGGAUGUCUGCAAGCAUACUUAAAGCUAGCAUAGAAGCCACUGAAAAGUAGUGGGAGGAGAAAGACUAGCAAGGGGGGGUUUUUGGGGGUUGUGUCUGGUGGUAUGCUUUUCAAGCUGUUGGUGCUUAUUCUGCUCUGCCAUUAACACUAGUUAGAUAUAACUAAAAGCUAGUGUCAACUUAAAGCAAAAGAAUCUGGUAAAGUAUAGGGUCUAAAAUGACUUUCCUUCCAAAGUGGUUAACUUUUCUAAAGGGCAAGGAGGUUGUUAUCGCCAAUGCAAUAAUUGCAAUCUUGACAAUUGGUGGGCAGCAACUCUUCUCUUUCUUCACAUUCAGCUGUCCCUGUCAUGUUGGACAGAACCUUAUCUAUGGGCUAGCUUUCCUAGGAGUGCCUGCACUGAUCCUUCUGAUUGUUGGCUAUGCCCUGAACAACCAGACUUGGAGGCUGGUUAUGGGCAAAAGGUCUCAUUUUGAGAAAGUGACUUCAUCAAACCGGUUGCUGAAAUGCAAACUGGUGUGCUUUGUCUUGUGCAGCAUCACUGGGAGGGCACUGGUUGCUCCAGUCACAUGGCUUGCUGUCACCCUGAUAAAUGGCUCAUAUUAUAUCUGUGCUGUGAGUGAGUAUGUCCCUGUGUAUUACUAUGGAGCUGCUCCCAAUGUUACUGCUAGUGAACGCAGAAGGAUACUGGCUAUGUUUCCCUGCAGUCAGCUGGUUCCUCCAGAGCUGACCCGGGUGAGAGAUGAAGUGAUUCUCCUCCUCCGAUACCAGUCACAAGUGGCUGGCUGGCUUUUGAUUGCUGUGGUAGUCAUCACCGUGUUCCUUUCCUACUGCCUGGCAAGCUGUUUCUCCCCACUCAGCUUUCUACAUUUCAGAUACUGGAGCAGCUAUGUCCACAAUGAGCAGGAGCUCUUUGAUGAGGCGACAGAGCAGCACUCCAGGCUCUAUGCCAUGCAGCAUGUGAAGAAGUUCUUUGGCUUUGUCCCAGGAAGUGAGAAUGUAAAGGAAAUUCGUAUCCCAUCUCUCAGGGAGUGGCAAGCCAUUUCUGGACUGGCCUUUCUAAAACGAGUGGAUGAGGAACACUAUGAUUACAGCCUCCUCCAUGACUGGGCACUCAAGGAGCGUGCAAAUGGAAAAUAUCUAAGGAUUGAUGAAGGUGCUGGGAUCAUAACACAGCUCUGAAGAUCCAAGCCCCCACAAUACUUUGCAGGAAAGCAGGAACCUGUCUAGCUCUGUAUCAGACCUGAGCUGCUCUGGAACUUUCUAAUACAGUAUUACAUUGAUAGAGAAAGUAUGUGAGCAAGUGCAUCUUGUUAAUGUAGCCCUUUAGCACAUGCUUAGAGAUGCCUUUACUGGUGGCAUUUUGACUCCUGUGGGAUAUUGUGAUCUAUGCCUAGAUUAGGGUGGGCUAUUUCAAGCUUCAGCUCUCUGCUUUCUAAUAGUUGUGCUAAAGGAUAAGUAUGUACUGAGAAAGUUAUUUGCAGAUGCUUUUUUAUGGUUUUUUUUCUUUCCGUUAAAAGGAUCUUUAAUAGGUAGACCUUGAUUGGAUUCUAUGAAUUGGUCCAUUCUGUAUAGAGCAAGGGCAGCUAUCCAGCUUUUCCUUAGUGACAGCUAGCAGAAAUGACUUAUUUCUCCUCUUCCACUUUUUUUUGUAUCAUAUAAGUAAACUACACUGAGCUAACUACUGGUUAAGUCUGGGGCUACAGUAGCACAUAGGAAACACGUGGGGAAUUUUUAUCUUCAAAGGCUGAAUUUAGAUACAAUGAUGAGAGAACUUUCAAUUCUGAUAAAGAGAUUAAAAUCCCCACUGAGGCACAUGGUGGAGGUGUAUAACAUAUAGCAGCUGCAUGAACAAACACUUGACAUAUGGCAAGCUGAGUUGAAUUGUAUUCUGGCUGAAAGCAAUAGCAAGGUCAGUUUCCUUUCUGGAAGUAUUUCAAAAUCUCUAAGGUGUUUGUGUGUUUGCCUUCUGUACAAAUAGCAAAUGAGGGUGGGAAAAAUCUCAGUCUGUGCAGAAGAGUUUGCUUUGCCUCUGUAAACUUGUAAUUUAUACAUAUACUGGGUCCAUGAAUAUUUCUGUGACUAAAAUCUACUGAAUUUUGUGAAAGAAGGCUUAAUGAUGUUUUUCUGUUAAAUCAGUUUGGUAUGAUGGGAUAUACUCAUCCCUUAACACACAGAUGUUUCUAACUCUAAGGUGGAGGGAAAUGCAUACCAUAAUUUUUUUAAUCUUUCCUGUGUUGCCUUGCUAUGUACAUGUAUACAUGUGGGCUCCAGAGCCAUAUGCUACAUGAUAGGAUGCUAUCUGCUACUAAUAAAUUACCCCAGGUGCUUGAAAUGGAAAAAUAUAAUUAUUUAGUACAUUUAACUAGAAAAUGCAGGAGCCAGAGCUGCUCUGUCAUUCCUCUCUUCAUCUGGAUAGGGGAGAGAGAAUAGAAGGAUAGGGAGAGAUCACUCAGCAAUUACUGUCAAGGGCAAAACAGACUCCACUUGGAGAAAUUACUUUAUUACCAAUGAAAUCAGAGUGGGAUAAUGAGAACCAAACCCAAAUCUUAAAGUACCUUUCCCCACCACCUUUCUCCUUCCUGGGCUUAGUUCCACUCACAAAUUUUCUCUCGUCUCCUCCAGUGACACAAGGGGCUGUGUGAGUGAAUGGGGGUUGCAGUCAGUUCAUCACACAUUGUCUUUACUGCCCCUUCCUCCUUGGAGGGAGGGCUCCUCACACUCUCCCCCUGCUCCAGCAUGGGGUACCUCCUUCCAGGAGACAGCCCUCCACCGACUUCUCCAGUGUGGGUCCUUUCCAGAAGCUGUAGUUCUUUAUGAACUGCUCCAGUGUGGGCCCCUUCCAUGGGGUGCAGCCCUUCAGGACCCACCUGUUCAAGGGUAGGUCCCCUGCAGGGCCACAAGUCCUGCCAGCAAACCUGUUUCUGUGUGGGCUCCUCUGCCCACAGGUCUUGCCAAGAGUCUGCUCCAGCACAGGCCCCCAGUGGGGUCACAGUCUCCUACAGCCAUCCAUCUGCUUCAGCAUGGGCUCCAGGUGGAUCUGUUCCACCAGGUACCUCCAUGGCUCGCACCACGGGGUGCAGGGGAAUCUCUGCUCCAGAGCCUGCAGCACCUCCUUCACCAAACUUGGUGUCUGCAGAGCUGUUGCUCUCACACAUUCUCACUCUGACUGCAGUUUCUAUUGCUCAGGCUCUUUUCCUCUCUUCUUAAAUCUAUUAUCCCAGAUGUGCUGCCACCAUUGCUGAUGGUGCUCAGUCUUGGCCACUGGUGGGUCUGUCUUGGAGCUGGCUGGCAUUGGCUCUGCAGGACACAGGGGAAGCUUCUGGCAGCUUCUUACAGAAGGCACCCUUGUAGUGCCCCUGCUACCAAAAUCUGGCCAUGCAAACCUAAUAAAGGGUAAUGGAACUGCACUGUUUAUGUGAAGUCCUUAGGAAAAAAAGUACCUCUAGUAGUAACACAACUUCUGAUUUAAUUUUAAAAAAUAUUUGUGUUUUUUUAUUUAAGAGGGAACACUGUAAUCUGGAACACAUGCAACUGAUUUGUGUACCUGAAAGCUUUGAUAAAAAACCCCUAUGCUGAUUUCUGGAUCCAAAUGACAAAAAACUGCUGUCUUUAGUCUAUGUGAAUUAUUUCAAUUUCUUCUAUUGUUUUACAGUACUAUUAUAAAAUGAUGCAAUAUUUGUAGUUAAGAGUGAGCCAUAAAAUUAUUUUAAUUUCUUGUACACCUAAUUUUUAAAUUAAGCUUCAUGGUUUCUGAUUUUGUCCUGGUUAUUAUUUGCCCUGUAUUUUUCUUAAUAGUAUAUAAUUCAAAAUACUGAGUGGAAAUACUAACUGUAUCUGUCACUGUGAAGUCAGCCUGCCAAUAGACUAAGAGACUAUCACGCUGUUAGCAUAAAUUAAUCUAUAGUACUACAGCUGUAGUAUUUUAAGUGAUUUGGUGUAUUUCCCUUUACUCCUCUGCUCUUUGAAGCAUGUAAUGGAUUGGUAGUGAAGGCGCAGCUUUCAAAUGAAUUUGUGAUUACAGACAAAUCUAUGAGUCGGUACACUUGAAGAGUCAAACCGUGCUUGCUAAAAUGAGUCAUCUUACCUAAGAAUCAACUUAGAAUUCCAGUUUGCUCACUUGAAAAUUAUUCUUUUUAUGUCCAUGGUAAAAGUUUUCUGGAAACCCUGGGCUUAUAAUACGUAUCUGUGGGAAAAAUGCCAGCCAUGGGGCCAGGAACCUGAUGCACCUUAAAACUACUCUGUGUACCAAGUACCCAUCAGGGUCUGCUGUUGUUUAACCCUCGACAGUCUUAAAUUCACCCUUGCAGGUA